Messenger RNA from Thalassophryne amazonica, 2305 nucleotides. RefSeq names its product stathmin 2b (gene stmn2b). Gene Ontology annotation, biological process: regulation of microtubule polymerization or depolymerization; neuron projection development; microtubule depolymerization. The record is from RefSeq and is a predicted model, not a curated record. NCBI's taxonomy places the organism in Eukaryota, Metazoa, Chordata, Actinopteri, Batrachoidiformes, Batrachoididae. The transcript has 5 exons. Gene Ontology annotation, cellular component: growth cone; neuron projection; cytoplasm. Bases 151 to 711 code for a protein of 186 amino acids. Gene Ontology annotation, molecular function: tubulin binding.
GCCGCUGGUACCACACCACCAGGCGCACCGGCAUCUUUCGUCUCUGCUGACUCAGUGCCUUACCGGCAGCCUUCACAUCCCGAGACACAGCCUCCAACAAUCGACGCUCACUCCUCCGGCUAAAACCUGACCCUGUACCAGCGCGCAGACAUGGCGAAAACCGCAAUCGCUUACAAAGAGAAGAUGAAGGAGAUUUCUGUUUUCUCACUUAUUUGCUCUUGUCUGUAUCCCGAGAAUCGCAAAAACAUCAUGGGUGACUUUGAAGUUCUUACAUGCACACACACAGACUUGGACAUCAAGCCCUUAAACAAGCGGGCCUCCGGUCAGGCCUUCGAGGUCAUCCUGAAGCCAACCUCCCCCGUGUCGGAAACUGCCCGCUGCAUCACCAGCCCCCCGAAGAGGGACAUUUCCCUGGAGGACAUUCAGAAGAAGCUGGAUGCAGCUGAGGACCGGAGGAGAUCCCUGGAGGCAGAGAUCCUUCGGAUCCUGGCUGAGAAGCGGGAGCACGAGCGCGACGUGCUGGUGAAGGCCAUGGAGGAGAAUAGCAACUUCAGCCGCAUGGCGGAGGAGAAGCUCCAGAUAAAGAUGGAGCAGAGUGAGGAGAACCGACUGGCCUUCCUGGCUGCCAUGAUGGACCGCCUGCAGGAGAGGGAGAAACAUGCACAGGAGGUGCGCAGGAACAAGGAGUUGAGAGAAGAGUUGACAGCGUGAGAAGCACCAGCAGGUUCUACACCCCCACGACUCCCCCACAAACACCCCAUCUUCCCCACAUAUCCCCAAAUUUUCUGCUCCUUGCCAUAAUCCCACAUAGUAGGAAACUACCACAGCCCGAGAUGCCACCCCGAGACAGUGGGAGCUUCAGAUGGGGUUGGGGGUGAGGAAAAAGAAGAAAAAGAAAAAAAAAGGAAAAAAUUCCUUAAAAAAAAUGAAAAAAAUUUAAUGUUUCCCCCUCAUAUUUCCAAAAAAAGAAUGUUUUUGCUGUGUUUCGAAUGAGAAAAAAAGAAGAAAAAUCUAACUGACAAGCAACAGUGGGUAUCGGUUUUUGUAAAUACUUCGUUUUUUUUGUUAUAAACGGUGCGACACAAGCAGCAAAAGUAUUGAUUGCAGUGUGCCAUUUAUAGGUAUAAUUUUUCUCUUCCUGCAUAUAUAUUUGGAUGUAAUAAUUUUAAUUUCAAUGUUUUUUUUUCUUCAUUUCAGCCUGAGAAUCUUUUUUUAUUUAAAGUUUCUAUUGUGCCGUUAAGAGGCUUAGGUGUUUGUUGUGAGUUUGUCGGCUAGCUGAUGUUUGCCGUGACACUUCGUGUCGUCACACAGCGUCCAUCCACCUUUCAGAGUGCACACUCGACUUCCUGCCCAACCUGGAAGCUAAACCAGAUACCUGGCGGGUCGGAGUGUUUUUUUUUCCAUCCGCAUUAUGCCAGUAUUCCAAUUAGCGGGGGAGGCAUGUGCACGGAAGUUGGCAGAUGGAAAAGGCACAUUUUGCUUUCUGUGGGCGAUUCAAACCGUCACUGCAUGUCCACUCCUGUGAGGUAGAUGUGAAUGUACCACAGGAGAAGACUAUAGCAUUUAAUGAGCCCGUUCUCAUCUUCUCUCUCUGUCCGUAACCUCUUUUUCACACAUUUCUCUGCCUGCAUAUUUACCGUAGACACACACGCUGCUCCAUGUGGGCAGAUGUUUAGCGAAUUAUAGCACCGAGCUCAGGAGGAAGCUUGCUAAAUUCCAUCCAUCUGGCACAAGAAGACUCACAUGGCAUUCCCUAUCAGUGGCGGCGGGGCCUCGAACUCUCCCCAGAAACGAGAUCCCGAUCGCGGAUAACACACACGUUUACCCACAGCACAUCCCAGAACAAAUCACAGAGCUCAAGUUGAGACUUUUUCUGCUGUAAAUAUUAGAGUGGGAAACAUAUGGAAGCACUGUUCUCUACGUAUAGAGGCUAGAAUGUAGUGCACAACAUCAGCGUUCACAUCAUCAGCAUCUAGUGCAGCUGCAUUUCACUGCAAGUCACUGAAAAUGAAACAAUUAUAUGUAAGCCAUAACAGACAUCACUGCAGCAAUGGCCCACAAACACUGAAGCACCCUAAUGGUUUGUUGUGGGUCACAGAUGUGUGCGUUUUUUAGAUAAAAUGUGGGCGUGCCGUGUCAUGUUGAUCAUUUGAAGAGUAACAACUGGUGAAGUCCAUCAGAGACUGACUCCACCCACUAACUAUCCUGUUGUCUGGCUCUACUCUAUCAUUUGUGUGUUUCUCCUUUCUCCACUUAUAUCUUUGUGAGCAAGCAGUGGAUAAUAAAGAUUCGGGGUUCAGUGAAU